Knipowitschia caucasica is the source of this 1827-nucleotide messenger RNA. Lineage: Eukaryota; Metazoa; Chordata; Actinopteri; Gobiiformes; Gobiidae. The record is from the annotation of a GenBank genome assembly.
AUGCCGAACAAAACUAAAAAGGACAAGGAUGCACCCAAGACGAAAGGAAACAAGAGCGGAGGCCAAGAGAAUUCGGAGCACGAGAGCUCCAACAGGAAGAACAGUAACAGUGCCCCUCCCACCACUCAGUUGCUGAAGGGGAAGCAGCCGGGACCCCAGACCCCCCUGAAGAAGGACAAGAGGCAGAGCUCAUCACGCUUCAGUCUGAGCAACAACCGCGAGCUGCAGAAACUUCCAGCCUUCAAAGCCGCUCUUCCCCCCCUCGCACAAGACUUCCGACCCGCUAACAUGGUGAUGGAAAAUAGCAGCUCCAGUGGGCCCUUUCAGCCUCUUGAGCUUGUGCAUUUUAGAGACGUCCCGCUGGCCGAGCAGGAGAAGCUGUUCAUCCAGAAGCUGCGUCAGUGCUGCGUGCUCUUUGACUUUGUGUCCGACCCGCUCAGUGACCUGAAAUGGAAGGAGGUCAAGAGGGCAGCGCUCAGCGAGAUGGUGGAGUACAUCACCCACAACCGCAACGUGAUCACAGAGCCCAUCUACCCCGAGGUGGUGCACGUGUUUCUGGUGAACAUGUUCAGAGCGUUGCCGCCGUCCUCGAACCCCACCGGAGCAGAGUUUGACCCAGAAGAGGACGAGCCCACGCUGGAGGCUGCAUGGCCACAUUUACAGCUCGUUUAUGAGUUCUUUCUGCGGUUCCUGGAGUCUCCAGAUUUCCAACCAAACGUAGCCAAAAAGUAUAUCGACCAGAAGUUUGUAAUGCAGCUUUUAGAAUUAUUUGACAGUGAAGACCCGCGGGAGAGGGACUUUCUAAAGACCACACUGCAUCGAAUCUACGGGAAGUUUCUGGGCUUAAGGGCUUAUAUUAGAAAACAAAUAAAUAACAUUUUUUAUAGCUUUAUUUAUGAAACAGAGCAUCAUAAUGGAAUAGCAGAAUUACUGGAGAUUUUAGGAAGCAUUAUAAACGGUUUUGCGUUGCCGUUAAAAGAGGAGCACAAAAUAUUCCUGCUGAAAGUCCUCCUCCCUCUCCAUAAAGUGAAGUCCCUCAGCGUCUACCACCCGCAGCUGGCCUAUUGUGUGGUGCAGUUCUUGGAAAAGGACAGCACGCUCACAGAACCGGUGGUGAUGGCGCUGCUGAAGUACUGGCCAAAGACUCACAGUCCCAAGGAGGUGAUGUUUCUGAACGAGCUGGAGGAGAUCCUGGACGUCAUCGAGCCCUCGGAGUUUGUGAAGGUGCAGGAGCCGCUCUUCAGGCAGCUGGCCAAGUGUGUGUCCAGCCCACACUUCCAGGUGGCCGAGCGAGCACUUUACUACUGGAACAACGAGUACAUCAUGAGUCUGAUCAGCGACAACGCAGCCAAGAUCUUGCCCAUCAUGUUCCCUGCUCUCUACCGCAACUCCAAGUCCCACUGGAACAAAACAAUCCACGGCCUCAUCUACAACGCUCUGAAACUCUUUAUGGAGAUGAACCAGAAGUUAUUUGACGACUGCACGCAACAGUUUAAAGCGGAGAAAAGCAAAGAAAAAGCCAAAUGGAAAGAGCGUGAAGAAGCCUGGCUCAAGAUAGAAAACCUUGCAAAGUCAAAUCCACAGUUCCUGACGUAUAUCGACUGUGGAUCAGGAAGUCCCAUGGACCUGGACACAGACCCCGUCUUAGACGAUGUCAAUCUGUUAAAGAAAACUGUACAGGAAGAAGCCACACAGCCUUCUAAAGACCACCGGAAAGAGCGCCCGCUGAUGAGGAGGAAAUCGGAGCUCCCCAAAGACAUCUCCACAGUGACGGCCAUGGAGCUGCACAGGCGAGCGGAGGAGAUGAUCACGCAUGACGGACACUAG